CUCAACUAAUUUUUUCUGCCAAUUGAUGUUGAGAGAAUUAUUACCAUAGCUUCUUUUCAACCCAAGAUUGUUUGAUUUGAUUGGAAUGUAUACGGUAAAUUCAGAUUUUCACUUGGCGGGAAAUAUUGAUGAAAGUAAUGAAACUUUAGUCUCCAACACUCACACGGGCUGAAAAUUCAAUUCUACUCACAUUUUUCUUACAUGCCAAACACUCCUUUUCCUUUAUUUUCCAAUUCUCUCCAGUUGCAGAAUAGCUACUUUUAUAGAUGGCCGAACCGCAGAAGGAAACUUCAUCUGUAAAUGCUGAAAAGAAAAAGUCACUGCUAGAUGAUGAUAUUGGAAAUGAAUUUCUCAACUCCUGGAAGACCAUGUCAGUUACUGAAGACGAUACAAUGGAUUUUAACUUUAGUACGGUUUCCAAUGGCAAGAAGAAGGCAUUUGAUUUCGAUAAACUGGACAUGGAUUUCAAUCUGGAUGGUGAUUUUAACAAAUUAUCAUCUUUUAAAGUGGACAUGGAAGACUUUGAUUUCUCAGCCCCAUCCACCAAAGCUGUAAAGACAAAGGAGAAAUCUGAACAAGAAUCUUCUAAUGGGAAUCAGAAAGGGAAGAAAAAACAGUUUGAUUUCUCAUUUGACUUUAAUGAGCUAGAUUCUUUCAAUUUUGACUCAUCGUUAAUGAAAGAAGAAAAGGCUUCUCACCAGAGUCAUGAUGGAAAAAAGAGAAGUUCAUUAGAUGGAGAUGAAAGUCGGGGAUCCAAAAGUCAACUUAGCGAAGGCGUUAAAGCUUUUGACACCGUCGCCACAAAAGUACAGCCAUUUGAGGAUGUUCACACUUCAAAGGUUGAAAGUUCGUUAGCUGAAUCAUCACAUCUUACUUCCAUAAAAGAUGGCUCUGCAAAACAUGUGAUCUCUGAGGCUGCUAUUUUAUCACAUUGUGCUGAACCUUCUCCAGAAAAAGUAAUAGCUACUGAGAAAGAAAUUUCGUCAAAACUGUACUCUGAGAAGGCCAUUAUUGAUUUUUCUAGUCAAUGUUUAGAAGACGUCAAUUCAAAUAGGUAUGCUCUUUGUGAAGGGCAGAAUGAAAGUUAUGAACAGAGCUCAGGAUUACCAACAACCUUAAAUCAAAAGGAUGUAAAUGAAAAAGUGACGGUUGGUGUGUUAUCUUCUGAUGAAAAUUUACCCUUGAAGGAUUCACUGUCACUUGAAAACACUACUUUAGAAAGUAAUAAUGGUGAGACAAAUACAUCAGAUAGUAAGAAAUCAAAAGAAACUGUGGACUGUACUGUGUCAUCUGAAGCUGAUGAAAAAUGUGAGGAAAACUUGACCAGCUUUGUCUCAAGUAAGGAUCAACCUGAUGUCAAAGACAACAAGGAAAAGCAAAAUUUGUCAACAGAACUUCCUAUAGCUCUUCCUUCCAGGGAGGGUUUAAAUUCUAAUAGUGCACGAAUUGGAAAAGAGCUUUGUGGAAAUCCUCUGUUAGGUGCUAGAGAAUUUACUAAAGGCAAAGAUGCAUUGCAGGAGGGUGCAAAGAGUGAUAUGAAUCUUACUGAUAUCAGAGAUAGCUUUAUUUCUAAUGGUUUACCAAAUGGAAGCAAACUAGUUGGAAAAUCACAGCUGCCUGACGAUGAAGCUACAAAAGUUGAACCCGUCUUGCCGGCAAGUGAUAAGAUGGGUAAAGGUCAAAAUACUUUAGGCCUCCGAGAUUGUCCUUCUAGUUCAUCCGAGAAGCAAAUUAGAUCUAGUAAUCAGAUACCUCUUAAUUCUAAAGCAUUUUUCUCAAACAUGGAGGCUCUUCGAGACCCGAACCGAAAGAUCAAAUCAGCUGAAGAAACUACACUUUGUCCAGUGAAGGCUGUCAGGAAGUUGCCUGAUCUCUCUACCAUGAAAGUUUCCAAAUAUUGGACGACUGGAGCAAACCAAGUUUUAUCAAAUUCUCUACCUCCGAAAGAUAUUAUUUCUCUUCAGAAUCCAGAGAAAAAUGUGCAAGUGCAAGGUAACACUGCCAACACAGCAUCGGAUACUGCAUCUCCUGCUAUCAGCACUGAGAAGAAAUUGCCACUGAAUUUAUCUUUGAAGCGGAAAUCAUUGGAGUUAUCACAUUCAGAUUUAGCAUCUCUGAAGGCUUUAAAACGACCGUCCACAUCACUGAUUGAAAGCAGAGAUAUUAAGGAACCGUUGAAGCGAGUUGUUGAAGAAAAGUUUUCUCCUGCAGAAAAGAAUUCAAUAUCUGAUUCAGGGAAGAUCCUAAAGCCUCUGAAAUUUCCUUCUGAGUCAUUUGGUGGAAGCAGAAAUUUGAAGGAACCUUUGAAAAGAAUUGAUGUCAAAGAAUCUGUAAGAAGAGUUGAUGAAGAUAAGGCUAACUUUCAUGAGAACCAGGUAAAGAGUAAGCCUAGGGGCAGUCCCUACAAUAGUCCAGCCCCUGCGUAUGAAAGUUCUCCAAAGGUUAACGUGAUGGAACUUGAAAUUUCAUCUGUUACUGAAAAUGAUGGAACUGUUGAAAAGGCAGAAGCAUUGUCAAAGGAGCUUGAAGAAAUUUGCAAUAUGCUGAAAAAGAAACACGAUGAAGCCAAAGAAAUACUAGUGGGAGCAGUUGUAAACAACAAUAAUUUACUCAUGCUGAACCAUCCUCUCUAUGAAGAGAAGAUCUACAAGAUCCAGAAAUUUGCUGCUGAGCUGAUGUCCAAGGAGAUUAAAACGUGAUUAGAAGAGCACUAGGAUUCUUCACACAAAGGUAUGCUGAUUCUGUCACUGAUUUCUGAGAUGCUUGAAGAAAACCUAUACUUUCAAACUAUGUUGUGUAAAAUCAUGUUGAGCAUAAAUUUCAAAAGAGUUCUCUAUAGUUAGUCUAAUGCAAGUCAAGCAAGGGUCUGGCAUUAUUGAAUUGACAAAUUAUACGUCUAUGUAAUAAAGGAGUUAUUCUGAUGUAUGUGAAUUGUGAACCAUAUGGGCAUUAGUCUAUUACUAAAGUGGUUCUACUUCAACCAUAUCUUGUACUUAUUAACAUUUGUACAUUGACCUUUCAAUGAAGCAUGCUUUUUUACAUGUGUGAAA
Cannabis sativa is the source of this 3050-nucleotide messenger RNA. RefSeq lists its product as uncharacterized. The record is from RefSeq and is a predicted model, not a curated record. NCBI's taxonomy places the organism in Eukaryota, Viridiplantae, Streptophyta, Magnoliopsida, Rosales, Cannabaceae. The transcript has 17 exons. Bases 267 to 2699 code for a protein of 810 amino acids.